AUGUUCAGCUCUGCCCUGACUAGUGGGUCCACCUUGGAAAAGUCAGGAGACACCUGAGAAAUGAACGCCAUGUCUUCCUCCAGCCUUGUUGUUUUGUGGCCAUCAGUGACCUUGAGGCAGCCAUCUAACAUCCCAACAAACCCUGCGACAGAGACUGAGCGUUGUCUGGGAACGGCCCCCGCCCUCCUAGAGCUGAGUCAGGGGGCCAUGCACCAAAGCGAGGCCUGUCAGAGGUAUUUCGAAACACCCACCUCUCUUACCAUCAAAAUAAAUCUUCUGGGAAGAUCCUCAUCACCUCCAACUACAUCUCUUGCUACAAGUGAGCAGAGCCCCAGGGAGACACAUAGUUGGCAAGUUAUUCGUCACUCCACACCCCAAUGUCCUGGUGCAGAGGAUGGGGACAGUAAGAGGGCCCUGGACCACAGGGUAGUUGUGAGCGUAUCUGAGGACGUCAGGGCAGAGCAGAGCACAGGGCACAGCCAGUCAGACCAACUGGCAUUUCCUGAAGGUGUCAGCUCCUUCCCACAGCAACGCUGCGCCGAGAUCCUCCCUUACCUGACCAACGCUGCCUCCAUGCCAGUCACGCUGGAUCCCUUUACCCCGCUUCAGCUUCUUCAUUACGCUGAUCGCACCCCCUGA
This is a messenger RNA of Rhinolophus ferrumequinum (greater horseshoe bat), 639 nucleotides long. RefSeq names its product spermatogenesis associated 12 (gene SPATA12). The record is from RefSeq and is a predicted model, not a curated record. Lineage: Eukaryota; Metazoa; Chordata; Mammalia; Chiroptera; Rhinolophidae.